GCGACCCAGCAGUCCAGCACUUCGGGGAAAAUCCACGCCUCGUUCUCGCGAAGCGUUGGAGCGACGUAGGAGUAACCCCCUCUGGCGACCGGGAGCACCGCCGCCGCCUUGCACCGGCGACCUCGGCGACCGCGAAAGACCGGCGACCCCGACGCCUCCCUCCGCGGCCGCGAGCGGCCACGACGCCUCCGCCUCCCUCCGGCGACCGCGAGCAAGGGCAGGUCUAGCUGCGGGGAGCUAGGGUCAUUGGACGAAGGCAGGGCACGGCUGCCGGCGGCAUCAGCAGGAGUUAAGACUACAAAGCGGAAGAAGGCAUGGAAAAGGUGGGAGAAAACAGCUUUGAGGAUGAAAUCAUGGAGUCAGACAUCGAGUUGGAAGGGGAAGUUUUUGAGCCAGAUAAUGAUCCUCCACAGAAGAUGGGAGAUCCAUCAGUGGAAGUCUCUGAUGAGAACCGUGACAAGGCACAGCUCUACAAAAAGGAAGGCCUCGACGCACUUUCAGAAGGUAAACUUAUCGAAGCUGUUGAGUGCCUGACGGAUGGCAUCUUGCUGAACCCCACUUCAGCUAUUCUCUAUGCAACCAGGGCUGGCGUUUUUAUGAAGAUGAAGAAACCAAACGCAGCUAUUCGUGAUGCAGAUGCAGCAUUGCAGAUUAAUCCAGAUUCUGCUAAAGGAUAUAAAUCACGUGGGAUGGCAAAAGCUAUGCUUGGGAAGUGGGAGGAUGCUGCUCAUGACCUUCACUUGGCAGCAAAAUUGGAUUUUGAUGAAGAGAUUUGCUCAGAGCUGAAGAAGGUUGAACCCAAUGUACACAAAAUUGAGGAGCACAGGAAAAAAUAUGAACGCCUGCGUAAAGAGCGGGAAGUGAAAAAAGCUGACAUGGAAAGACAGCGUAAACAGGCUGAGGAGGUUAGUGCUGCUUCUGCUGUUGUAAAGGAUGGUGAGGUGAUCACUGUCCACUCAUCUAAUGAGCUGGAAACAAAACUUAAGGCUGCGUCAAGCUUGUCUAGGCUUGUGAUUCUGUAUUUCACUGCAACAUGGUGUGGGCCAUGUCGUCUCAUGGGACCUGUUUACAAAAGCUUAGCUGAAGCGCACCGGAAUGUCGUUUUUCUUAAGGUGGACAUUGAUGAACUAGGCAUUGUUGCUCAUCGCUGGAAUGUCAGCAGUGUUCCAACAUUCUCCUGUGUGAUAAAUGGCAAAGAGAUUGAUAAGGUCGUUGGUGCUGACAAGGCUAGCCUUGAGAGAAAAAUUGCACAGCAUGGCUCAUCCAAAAAGUGAGCUACCAUGUUACUCCUAUGCUGUACUCCUAGUUACUCAAAACUUGCAAUAAAGAGUGCUUAUUAAUAAUAGUUGGCCUGCAUGUAGAGAUGUUGACAGUCAUUGUAUGUUUCCUUGUAUUUGCGUGUUGAUUUAUGCGCCUGACUGCUGGUGGUGCGUGCACAUGCACCUGAGAGCAAUUUAUUUUAAUGAUCCAUGCAAAAUAACUUUAUAAA
Messenger RNA from Brachypodium distachyon (stiff brome), 1489 nucleotides. Its product is annotated as TPR repeat-containing thioredoxin TDX. The transcript is spliced from 9 exons. The coding region runs from base 315 to 1274 and encodes 319 amino acids. The record is from RefSeq and is a predicted model, not a curated record. Gene Ontology annotation, molecular function: Hsp70 protein binding. Lineage: Eukaryota; Viridiplantae; Streptophyta; Magnoliopsida; Poales; Poaceae.